GAUUAAUCAACAAGUUCACACAUCGCGGUCGCUUGCUCUCUUCUGGAAGAUUUGUUUUGUUUUUUCAUUAAAAAGUUUGUGUAAAUCUAUAAUUUUAUGUGUUUUUUCUAUAAUUAAUAGAAAUUUUAAUAAUUUUAUUGCAAAAUAUUUUAUUUAUUUUUGUGUUUGUAACCAUUUGUGUGAUGAAUUCAAGUGUGCCUAUCGUAUAAAAAGGCAUUAUAUAUUUUUUGUACGUACAAACAACAAUUGCAAUUUCAGAUAUUGAAGGAACUAUGCCCGCAAGAAAACCUCAAUAAUUUAUUUAAAACUAAUAUUAGACUAAGUUAAAGAUUAAAUAGAAAAAAGUCGAAAACAAAAUGGUUCUAGUACUAAACGGAGUUAUACAAGAUGACUGCCCCAUGGAUACGAAUACGCUCUUCCUUCAACAUCCAGUUUAUAGAGAUUAUGCAUCACAGCUUUUGUCGAUACCUACAAAACCAAUCGGUCCUUGUGGUCUUUUGUAUGUUGGGCAAAGAGAAAUGGCUGCGGUGGCACCUCAUGACAAGAAUGUUAACAUAAUUGGAGCUGAUGAUGCAACUACUUGUAUAAUUGUUGUUGUAAGACAUUCCGGAUCGGGUGCAGUUGCUUUGGCACAUUUUGAUGGAACGGGUGUCGAUGAGGCAGUUACUGCAAUGGUAACUCGUGUCCAAGAAUUGGCUUUGGGCUAUCCGGAAGGACGAAUUGAACUUCAAUUAAUUGGAGGAUACAGAGAUCCACAAGGAUAUGGAGAGGAUGUCUUCUUUAGUAUAAUGCAAUCAUUCCACAAACAUCAUCUUGAGAUCGAUCUAACUCAAGCCUGCGUUGGUGAAUUAAACACAAUUCUUCGCGGUGACAUCAAUUUCCCAAUUAUCUAUGGCAUAGGCGUUAAUAUAAAAACCGGUGAAAUCUUCCCAGCUACAUUCCCCGAACGAGGACCAGACCUACAGCUGAGGGAGGCAAGAACAUUCUUGGGAGCUCAAACGGUUUUAGAUAUUUAUGAUUCAUCAAUUGGCAUGUUGCGUAUUGGCCCAUUCAACUAUGACCCGUUGCGUGGUGUCGAUCUAUGGCUAGCGCAAACCGAUGAAUUCCUCUUGCAGCAUUUAUCAUCGAGUCCUGAUGUUGAGCCUGCCCACUUUGCUAUGCAGAUGCGGUCAACGAUUAAAUUCAUUCAAGAGAAUCAAUUUCCCGCCAUCACUGUGUUUCGGGACAAUCGUCCACGCUAUUAUCGGCGCGACGAAACCACUGGCUGCUGGUCCCCUGUUAGAUACUGAAAGAUGACGACGCUUGCGACAAAAAACGAGGCGUCUUUGUGUGACAUCUAUUAAUUAAUUAAAAAAAAAAAAAACAGAAAACUAAAAUAAAAACUAAAGCCAGCGAAAUUGUUGUUUUGCAAA
Episyrphus balteatus (marmalade hoverfly) is the source of this 1412-nucleotide messenger RNA. It is a transcript of the gene Ntan1, whose product is annotated as protein N-terminal asparagine amidohydrolase. Lineage: Eukaryota; Metazoa; Arthropoda; Insecta; Diptera; Syrphidae. The transcript is spliced from 7 exons. Gene Ontology annotation, cellular component: nucleus. Gene Ontology annotation, molecular function: protein-N-terminal asparagine amidohydrolase activity. The record is from RefSeq and is a predicted model, not a curated record. The coding region runs from base 357 to 1289 and encodes 310 amino acids. Gene Ontology annotation, biological process: ubiquitin-dependent protein catabolic process.